Messenger RNA from Paramuricea clavata, 573 nucleotides. NCBI's taxonomy places the organism in Eukaryota, Metazoa, Cnidaria, Anthozoa, Malacalcyonacea, Plexauridae. The record is from the annotation of a GenBank genome assembly.
AUGGUAGACCCAUCUGAUGUCGAAGGUAAGUCCAAAUAGUUUUACGUAUUCACUCAUGACAAUUAAGCCGCAAUUUAAUUUAUAUAUACAUUUUGAAAACAAUGGAAUAUGUUUCAUGUAAUCUAUUGCUAAUUUUCAACUCUCUCUAUUUUGAGGUUUAAGUCUGCUUUCCAGUUUUAGCCUAGACCUACAAUCGCGUGCAAAAAUAAUGAGACUCUUCACAUUUUGGUGAUCUUUUUCACGUGUAUGCCCCCCUCCCCCCAUUAACAAUGUUGAAAACAUAUUAUUAGAUGACCCUUGCCUCAAAAUUGUUUUAACAACAUUGGAAAAGGGGGAGGGGGGCAAGAACCACUUGUUAUAGGGGGCAGGGGACCAUUAAACUGCUUGUCUCAAUAAUUUUUGCACGCGAUUGUAGAUGAUGAUCCACCUGCAACAACGAUAAACCUAUCUGAGGUUCCACCCACAACGACGGUAAACCUAUCUGAGGUUCCACCUGCAACAACGAUAAACCUAUCUGGGGUUCCACCCAAAACAAUGGUAGACCCAUCUGAUGUCGAAGGUAAGUCCAAAUAG